GAUAACGAGGACGUGGACGUUGGUGAAGAAGCUUUUACAAUCUAAUACAUCUAAGCGUUUUCACAACUUUAUCUUCACUGAAUAGUUGACAAACAAAAAUACUUCUGUUUAUUUUAAUCGAAGAUGUCGAUAGGAGUGCCAAUUAAGAUUCUGCAUGAAGCAGAAGGACAUGUUGUCACGCUCGAAACAAUGACUGGUGAAGUAUACAGAGGAAAGCUGGUCGAGGCUGAAGAUAACAUGAAUUGCCAGAUGUCAAACAUCACGGUAACUGCAAGGGAUGGACGAGUUUCACAGCUAGAACAAGUUUUUAUUCGUGGAAGCAAGAUUCGAUUUCUGAUUCUUCCGGAUAUGUUGAAAAAUGCUCCAAUGUUCAAGAAAAUGACGCAGAAAGGUUCAGGAGGCAGCGGAGCGGCGGGAAGAGGAAAAUCUGCUAUAUUGAGAGCACAAGCUGCCGCAAGAGGAAGAGGAGCACCCACUCGUGGCGGCAGAGGAGGCAAUGUUUUCCAGAGAAGAAGAUAGCUCACUUUUUGGAUAUUUUGGGAACCAUUUCCAAAGGAAACAGCUGUAUUGUCUCUAGUGUGUAAAUAGAACUUUAGUAAACAACUGGCAUUAAGACCUCUGUAAGUCAAAGGUCAAAGUGAGUAAUGGAAACACCUUUCCAACAAGGUGGUGUUUGUACAGGACAUCAGAAUGUUUCCACUAGAAUAACAAACUGUAUUUUCUGGUUUUCUCUUUGAGAACUUUCUUAUACCUUGGUCCUUUUCAUUGACAUAAUUAUUUCCUCUUUAUUAAUGUGGAUUUGUAAGUUCUUCCUUUUUAAAACUCGACACCUAUCUCCUUUCUGUUUUUCUAAAUCAUUGGUUUAUUCAUGUUAGUAUUUUAAGACAUUGAUUGAUCAGAUACCAGCCCAAAAUGAUAAAAAAAAAGCCAAAAUUGUCA
Molecule: messenger RNA, 939 nt
Organism: Stylophora pistillata
Lineage: Eukaryota; Metazoa; Cnidaria; Anthozoa; Scleractinia; Pocilloporidae
Product: small nuclear ribonucleoprotein Sm D3
Biological process (GO): spliceosomal snRNP assembly; RNA processing
Cellular component (GO): spliceosomal complex
Molecular function (GO): RNA binding
Source: RefSeq, a predicted model, not a curated record